This is a messenger RNA of Hyaloscypha bicolor E, 1052 nucleotides long. RefSeq lists its product as uncharacterized. Lineage: Eukaryota; Fungi; Ascomycota; Leotiomycetes; Helotiales; Hyaloscyphaceae. The coding region runs from base 230 to 808 and encodes 192 amino acids. The transcript is spliced from 2 exons. The record is from RefSeq and is a predicted model, not a curated record.
UGGCCAUGAAAUGAGGAAUUGAUCGGCGCGGUUUAUGGCCCAGGAUACCAUGACUUCAGCGCGAGAAGACAAAGAUGUUCGCAACCACGGUGCCAUCAAUGCCCAUGUAUCUGCCAUCAGUGCCCACGCAUCGUUACGAAGUUCUGCGAUCAUCGAAUAUGCAAGAUAUAUGGCAAACGAUUCCAUGAAGUAAGCGGCUGAAGUUAAAGGGAUAAAUGCAGGUUUUGUGAUGGUUGAAGCGAAAUGCACUGGAGUACGCUUGGCAGGUGAUGGCCACUGGAGACGGCCGAAGCGAAAUGCAUCAAGGUCGACAGCAAGAAAGAACAACGGACCAGCCCCGAUGGAAGUACCAACAACGAGCAAUGUCGAUGCCGACGAGUGUUUCUUGCUGUCAACGAGCGCUGAUUUCGAGUUUGUCAGGCUCCGAAAGGCUCAGCAAUGCAAUAAAGCUAGUCAAAAUGUUGUUCUACAGAAGAUCGGUGAUCCGAAUGCUUUGCCUUUCAUUCACAUCACGCUCGUUUUUAUGCAACAUAUUUUCAAAGCGAUAUAUUCAAGCUGCACGAUACGACAAACCGCUAUUUCAGCAAACCCCGAUAUGCUGCAAGCAUGUGGUCUUCGAAACAUUGCGAGCGUUAUCCUUACAGUUCAUUUCAAUAUCCUGGAAUCAGCCUUGCUCACUACUUGCAAGCGCAGUACCUCCUCGGCACUCCUCCUCACUGCUCUCCUUCCGCCUCAGUGUUGGGCUCGCAAGUGCUUCGAGAACACUUCGAGAGCGUCCCCAAUGACUCCAUGCAAGUUGUGUGUAUAGGCUGUACCAUUGUCGGGUGAAUCCUGGGUCGAGGACGCGGGGUGGAGGAGACCGAGUUCGACGUCAGAAUCUGGCCCACCGAAGGUUGGUAGGUGGUCAUUUCCUGCUGGAGGCGGACAUGAUGGUUAGAAAGGCCAGAGUUCAUAGUAUAGACAGGCAAAAAUUUGAAAACAAAUACCUCUCAUUGCGUUGUUGUAUCUUCUAGUAGCCCAUAUGGCACCGCCGCCCAAAAGCGUAGCCGUGA